Messenger RNA from Vombatus ursinus (common wombat), 3012 nucleotides. It is a transcript of the gene TRPC5, whose product is annotated as transient receptor potential cation channel subfamily C member 5. Gene Ontology annotation, cellular component: membrane; cation channel complex. Gene Ontology annotation, biological process: regulation of cytosolic calcium ion concentration; manganese ion transport; calcium ion transmembrane transport. Bases 1 to 3012 code for a protein of 1003 amino acids. Lineage: Eukaryota; Metazoa; Chordata; Mammalia; Diprotodontia; Vombatidae. Gene Ontology annotation, molecular function: protein binding; store-operated calcium channel activity; inositol 1,4,5 trisphosphate binding. The transcript is spliced from 10 exons. The record is from RefSeq and is a predicted model, not a curated record.
AUGGCCCAACUUUACUACAAAAAGGUGAACUACUCGCCCUACCGGGACCGCAUCCCACUGCAGAUUGUACGAGCAGAAGCUGAGCUCUCUGCAGAGGAAAAGGCCUUCCUCACUGCCGUGGAGAAGGGUGACUAUGCCAGUGUGAAGCAGGUUCUGCAUGAGGCCGAAAUCUACUACAAUGUCAACAUCAAUUGCAUGGACCCCCUCGGCCGCAGCGCCCUGCUCAUUGCCAUAGAGAAUGAGAACCUGGAGAUCAUGGAGCUGCUGCUGAACCACAGCGUGUAUGUGGGCGAUGCCUUGCUCUAUGCCAUCCGCAAGGAGGUGGUCGGGGCUGUGGAGCUGCUGCUCAGCUACCGGAAGCCCAGUGGUGAGAAACAGGUCCCCACUCUGAUGAUGGACACCCAGUUCUCAGAGUUCACCCCAGACAUCACGCCCAUCAUGCUGGCUGCUCACACCAAUAACUAUGAGAUCAUCAAAUUGCUCGUCCAACGCCGGGUUACCAUCCCCCGGCCCCACCAGAUUCGCUGCAAUUGUGUGGAGUGCGUGUCUAGCUCGGAGGUGGACAGCCUGCGGCACUCCCGCUCGCGUCUCAACAUCUACAAGGCCCUGGCCAGCCCCUCUCUCAUCGCCCUGUCCAGCGAGGACCCCAUCCUGACUGCCUUCCGCCUCGGGUGGGAGCUCAAGGAGCUCAGCAAAGUGGAGAACGAGUUUAAGGCUGAGUACGAGGAGCUCUCCCAGCAGUGCAAGCGCUUCGCCAAAGACCUCCUGGACCAGGCUCGCAGCUCCCGGGAGCUGGAGAUCAUCCUGAACCACCGUGAUGACCACGCCGAGGACCUGGACCCCCAGAAGUGCCACGACCUGGCCAAGUUGAAGGUGGCAAUCAAGUAUCACCAGAAGGAGUUUGUUGCUCAGCCAAACUGUCAGCAGCUGCUGGCCACACUGUGGUAUGAUGGCUUCCCAGGCUGGCGACGUAGACACUGGGGAGUCAAGAUGUUGACCUGCAUCACCAUUGGCCUUCUGUUCCCCAUGCUGUCUAUAGCCUACUUGGUCGCCCCCAGGAGCAACCUUGGGCUCUUCAUCAAAAAACCGUUUAUCAAGUUCAUCUGCCACACGGCCUCCUACCUGACCUUCCUCUUCAUGCUGCUCCUGGCGUCCCAGCACAUAGUCAGGACAGACCUGCAUGUGCAGGGGCCGCCGCCCACUGUGGUGGAGUGGAUGAUACUGCCUUGGGUUCUAGGUUUCAUUUGGGGAGAAAUUAAGGAGAUGUGGGAUGGCGGCUUCAAUGAGUAUAUCCAUGACUGGUGGAACCUGAUGGAUUUUGCCAUGAACUCACUCUAUCUGGCAACAAUCUCACUGAAAAUUGUUGCCUACGUCAAGUACAAUGGUUCUCGUCCCAGGGAGGAAUGGGAAAUGUGGCACCCAACCCUGAUUGCAGAAGCCCUCUUUGCGAUCUCCAACAUUUUAAGUUCCUUGCGCCUCAUAUCCCUGUUCACAGCCAACUCCCACCUGGGGCCUUUGCAGAUCUCCUUGGGGCGCAUGUUGCUUGACAUCCUCAAAUUCCUCUUUAUCUAUUGCCUGGUCCUGCUGGCUUUUGCCAAUGGACUGAACCAGCUUUACUUUUAUUAUGAGACCAGAGCCUCUGAUGAGCCUGAUAACUGCAAGGGGAUCCGCUGUGAGAAACAGAACAACGCCUUCUCCACGCUUUUUGAGACCCUGCAAUCGCUUUUCUGGUCGGUGUUUGGACUUCUGAAUCUCUACGUCACCAAUGUCAAAGCUAGGCACGAGUUCACCGAAUUUGUGGGCGCAACUAUGUUCGGGACAUAUAACGUCAUCUCCCUGGUGGUGCUGCUGAACAUGCUCAUUGCCAUGAUGAACAACUCCUAUCAGCUCAUCGCCGAUCAUGCAGAUAUUGAGUGGAAAUUUGCCCGAACCAAGCUCUGGAUGAGUUAUUUUGAUGAAGGAGCCACCUUGCCACCUCCCUUCAACAUCAUCCCAAGCCCCAAGUCCUUCUGCUACCUCGGCCAAUGGUUCCACAGGCAUUUUUACGCCAACCGGGGCUCGGCGGAAAAUGGAAAGAAGCAUGGGAACCUGAAGAUGUUCACUGAACGCCAUUCUGACAGCCUGAUUCAAAAUCAGAAUUACCAGGGAGUGAUUCGGAAUUUGGUGAAAAGAUAUGUUGCGGCCAUGAUCAGAAGUUCCAAAACAAAUGAUGGACUAACGGAAGAAAACUUUAAGGAGUUAAAGCAGGACAUCUCCAGCUUCCGGUAUGAGGUGCUUGACCUCUUGGGCAAUCGCAAACCCCAGCGGAGGAGCUUUUCCACAAGCAGCACUGAAAUCUCCCAGAAGGAUGAUGCCAAUGAUGGCAGUGGGGGGGAGAAGGCCAAAUCUAAGAGUGUCUCUUUCAACCUCACUGGCAAAAAAAGGGACUAUGGCACGUCAGCCCCAAUCAAGACUACAUCCAAGACAAGUAGUGGGGGUGCAGCUGCUGCCCCCACCCCUCAAGUGAGGCCGAAAACCAGCGGGCCCAGUAAGCACUCCUUUAUGAGCAACCCAUUCCAGAAACUGUCAAGUUCCAAGAAAGAGUCUUUCAAGAGACUGGGUCUCUUGUUCUCCAAGAUGAAUGGGCAUCUGGCUGAGCCCAGCGCGGAGCCAAUGUAUACGAUUUCAGAUGGAAUCAUUCAGACCCGCUAUACGUGGCAAGACAGCAGAUAUUCCCAGAUGGAUCCAGAGAGGGGAGAGGCUAGCUGUUCAAAAAGUGAGAGCAACCUCUCAGAGGCGGAUUUUGGUGGGGGGGCGUGUGCCCCCAGCACUAGUGCAAGGGCCUCUGGGCAGAGCAGUGAAUGCCCUCUUGCGUCCUCCAGUUCUCUCCACUGUUCUUCUAGCAUCUGCACAUCCAAUUCCAAACUGCUUGACUCCACAGAGGAUGUGUUUGACUCGUGGGGGGAGGCUUGUGACUUGCUUAUGAAUCGAUGGAAGGAUGGACAGGAAGAGCAUGUCACAACUCGGCUCUGA